UCAGGCUCCACCAGGGAGUCUUUCUUCCAAACCGCAGUGGAAGCAGACGAGAAGACUGAAGGGGGAGAAAGAUGUUUCUCAAGCUAGCUGUCCUGAUACCAGCUCUGGCACUGAUUGUAGGCCAGGUACAUGGCUUCCCCAAGCCCGAGGGCACCAGAGGAGAUAAAGCCAUACACAACAGAGAAUUAAGCGUGGAGAGGCCACUAGAAGAACAGAUUGCCGAGGCAGAGGAAGACAGAAGGAAAAAAAACAUCCUGACAGAAAAUAAGCCAGAGUUCAGAAAUUAUUCCUUUGUUGAUGACUUGAACUUGCUCAAGUCGGCAGCAGAAAAAGAGAGGAAGGAAAAGGAGAGGGAAUCGAUCAGAAGCUCCCUGUAUGACCAGCAACUUGCCCUUGAUGACGCAGAUUCCACCAAGAAGCGCAGGCUAGUGGAUGACUAUGACUCCACUAAAAGCGGUCUGGACUAUAAAUACCAAGAUGACCCCGAUGGGCUUCAUCAACUCGAUGGCACACCGUUAACUGCUGAAGAUAUCGUUCAGAAGAUUGCCAUGAGAAUAUAUGAGGAAAAUGACAGAGGAGUGUUUGACAAAAUUGUUUCCAAGCUUCUAAAUCUGGGACUCAUCACAGAAAGCCAGGCCUACACACUGGAAGAUGAGGUGGCUGAAGUGUUACAGCAGCUAAUUGCUAAUGAAGCAAAAGAUCGGGAAAAGGCGCCUGAAGAUCUUGAUUACCUUCCAAGCAGAAUAGACAGUAAGGCUGGAGAAAAACAGGAGGAAAAAAUGGCUCCAAAAAAUAUGGAUCGAGAUGAUACCUUGGAUAACACAUGGACUUCCUCCAACGUUUUGGAAAGAAGGAAUGAAUUGCCCUCCGGGGAUAAUUUUGAAGACCUCCAAUAUUUCCCUAACUUUUAUGAGCUACUGAAAAGCCUUAACUCAGAGACAGAAGCCAAGGAAAAAGAAACGUUGAUAACUAUCAUGAAGACCUUAAUUGACUUUGUGAAGAUGAUGGUUAAAUAUGGAACGAUUACACCCGAAGAAGGUGUUUCAUACCUGGAAAACCUGGAUGCAAUGAUAGCUCUGCAGACAAGGAAGAAACUUGAGAAGCCCAGUACUAAAAGCAAGCUGGCAGACAAGAGCCCCGACGAGGCUGACAGUACAAAAGCAGCAGCGGCUAAAAUGGAAAAAGAAUAUGAAACGCAGAAAGAUUCCACAAAAGAUGAAGAACAAAAUACAGGGAACAGUGAAGAGCCAAAAGGGAAAGCAGAAGCAUAUUUGGAAGCCAUCAGAAAGAACAUCGAAUGGCUGAAGAAACACAACAAGCAGGGAAACAAAGAAGAUUACAAUCUUUCUAAACUGCGGGACUUCAUUGAUCAACAAGCUGACGCUUAUGUGGACAAAGGCAUCCUGGAUAAAGAAGAGGCAGAUGUGAUCAAACGUAUCUAUGGCAGCCUGUAAGGAACAGAAAGGACGUCUCUUGAAGCUGUAGGGAAUUCUAGUCUAGCUGCAUCCUCUCACGAUCCACAGCCUGUUUGUUUUCUCUCAGUUUUCAAAGAGAUUAUUAGAAAGUGUUCCGUCUGCAUCGUAUUGAAUCUUUUCCAGGUUAAAAAAAAAAAAAUGUGUUAACAACCCACAUAUUCACCUUUCCUGCUCAUUUAUCAUCCCAUUGAAGGCAGACCUUUGCUGCCCACUUUAGACUUAACAGGGUAAAACACUGACUUUCCUGUUCCCUUUAACUUAAUAUUUGACACCCGGCAAUUCUGCUAGAGAAGCCAGAUGUUUCUGUGGGAGAGCUCUCUUGCCCCAGCAACCCACGUACUUGCCACACUGUUCAGUUGGAUCCAAAGAACCACAAGCCAAAGGAAAACAGCCACUAAUACUGUUCUGCAAAUGCUUGCAACAACAAGAGGUCAUGCGGUGCUGGGAUAAGUUGGUUCUGUUAUAGUUCCCAUGCUUCCGCCUAUGCAAGCAGCGAUGCCAGUGCUCACACAAGCAGAACACCUUUGGCUUUUUCUUUCCCUUCCUUGCACAAUGCUCUAGCAGUGCGAGGCAUACAACAGCCCUUCCAUAAGCAGAAGCCCCCUCCAGGUCUGGAAAGGUGCCUUUGGAUCUAACUCAGUGACUUGUUAGAUGUGCUGUUAUUCAUUUGUAAAGGGCGUUAUCAGGGAAGAAUGGCGAAUAAAAUCCCUGCAGCUAAACGAAGAAAUCUCACUUUCAAGUUCCCAUUGGUCUUUGCUUGUUUAUUUGAUGUCCAAGAUUGUCUCGUUUUGAAUUCACGUGUGUCACACCAUUUUCUUGCUAUUUAUACAUUCUGUAGCAUGUCCCUGUCUGUGUGCCAUUAACUAGCCACUCUAUGUUCAACA
Gekko japonicus is the source of this 2359-nucleotide messenger RNA. It is a transcript of the gene SCG3, whose product is annotated as secretogranin III. The transcript has 12 exons. Gene Ontology annotation, cellular component: secretory granule membrane. Lineage: Eukaryota; Metazoa; Chordata; Lepidosauria; Squamata; Gekkonidae. Gene Ontology annotation, biological process: protein localization to secretory granule. Bases 72 to 1454 code for a protein of 460 amino acids. The record is from RefSeq and is a predicted model, not a curated record.